AGAAAUGAACGAUUUCGAAACAUUAACCCAGUUAUGUCUCGAUAUUGUUCACAUGAAAAUCACACCGAUGAAGGCUUAUGAAAGGAUACUCACAGAGAAGAAAGAUCGAGAUGCCAUCAGUUCGGAGCUGAUCGACGUGUUAGUGCUCACCGAGCCGGAGAGCGAGUUCGCUGACAACGCGAGCACUUCCAAAGAGAAUUUUGAAUCCUUUGUGAAUCUACUCACUAACACGAUAAUCCCCGAAGAAAUCCUCCGCCUCGAGCUGGAUUGUUUCAAAAAAGAUGAUCACAGCAAGGCACUAAUUAGGUUGAAAACAAAAGUCUAUUUCAAACAGGCCAAAUUCAACUUAUUUCGAGAAGAGUCUGAAGGUUACUCAAAACUUGUCACAGAGCUUAUGGAAGCAGCCGAGAGCUCAGCGAAUGAGAAUGAACAUGCGAAGAUUCUGAAGCAUCGAGUACUUUCAUUAAUUGGACAGUUCAAUUUGGAUCCAAAUCGUGUCACUGACGUUAUAUUGGAAGUUUUCGAGAAUUUCCCGAGGCAGAAGCUCCUUUUCAUUGCACUUCUCAAAGAAAUUGACGUGGUCCGUGACUAUCUGUGUGCACUUCUGGGCUUCAAAUUCACAUUCUAUCAAUCGGAUAAAAAGAAGAAAACGCCAUAUUCGUUGUACGUUCUGACAGCUUCGCUCAUUCAACAUGAAAUGAUCGAUAUGAUGAAGAUUUUAGGAUAUAUGAUUCCAAAAGCCGAAGCAAUUAAAGAAGGGCACCGUUCAAGAAUGCAGAAUGCACAAGAAAGAGCAUCAAAAGCAGAAACAAUUUCUACAGCUUCAAUGCCAAUUAUGGAUUCAAGAGGUUUCGAUGAAAAUGGAAUAGGUGGAAAUGCGACAACGCAAACGAUUUCCUUCACUACAGUAAUCCAACUUCAAGAAGACGAGGAUAUAAAAUUAUCUGAAGGGUUUAAUGAGGAAUAUGUUCUCUCAUCAAAUCAGAAGCUUGGUUUAACGUGUGCAUUAUUAGAAAGUGGAAACUGGAAACAAGCUCAAAUGCUCAUUGAUCGUCUCCCAGAAUACUAUGCAGUUCAAGCUAGUCCACGACUCUGUAGAGCUCUUUGCAAAAUAAUUGAGAAAUCAAUUAACGAUUUUUACAAGAAAAAUUGUUCGCUGAACUUGUUUGGAGAUUUGAUAAAAUCGACGAAACCAGUGUUAGAUGAUAUGGGAAAUGGAUUAAGACCAAUCGAAAGUUGGGAAGAUCUUGGAAAAUUGUCAAGUGUACUUGCCUAUUUGGGACCUAGAAUAGCCUUUCGUGCUUCAACAAAUAUCAAAAUUGUUCGACUUUUGACUGCCUACUACCGAAAAGUUGACAAGGAUCUGCUACCGAAGGAUGAUAAACUAAAUCAAAAUUUCGUGGAAGUCGUCUCCGAAUGUCUUCUACCAUCUCUCACACUGUCCGAAACAAAUGUUGCACUUAGUGAAGAGAUUUGGCAGCUCCUUGAGCUUUUCCCGUAUUCUUGGAGAUAUUGGAUGUAUUCAAAAUGGAAUCUUGAAACUUCAAGACAUCCAGAAAUGCAUAUAAUGAAGGGGAAAAUUCAUGGACGAACAAAAUAUGUUCUGAAGCGUCUUUCGAAGGAAACUGUAAAGAUGAUGGGCAGACAAUUGGGAAAAUUGUGUCAUAUACAUCCAUCUACAGUACUCUCAUAUCUCCUCAGUCAAGUGCAAACUUUUGAUAAUUUCAUUGGACCUGUUGUGGAUAGUUUGAGAUAUUUGACAAGUCUUGAAUUUGAUGUUCUCACUUAUUGCAUCAUCUCCCAAUUGGCUGAUCCAUCGAAACAAGCUCUCAAAUCCACUGAUGCUACCAUCUCUCCUUGGCUGCAAGCUCUUGGAACACUGGUUGGAUCUCUCUAUCGAAGAUAUCCACUCGAACUGAACGGAAUGCUAGACUAUGUGCUAAAUCAAUUGAAACUUUGCAAAAGUUACGAUAUGCUUCUUCUUCGAGAAAUUAUCCAGAAUAUGUCAUGGAUCGAGAGUAUCAGUGGAGCAACGAAAGAACAAAUUGAAGCACUUGGAGGUGGAGACUUGUUGAAACAGGAAGCUGGUGGAUAUUCAACGGCAACAAAGAAUAGAAAAGCUGCUCAACGUCUACGUGAUGCACUUCUGAAAGGAGAUUUGGCUGUUGGAUUGGCAAUUUCAGUUGCUCAACAAAAAGAGCAUAUUGUCUACAAUGAAAGCUCUACUCUUCCAUUGAAACUUGUUGGAAAAAUGGUUGAUCAGUGUAGUGACACAUUUCAACAACUCGUUUCAUUUUUGAGUGUUUAUCUGAAAAAUGAUGAUUUUUCGAAACGAGUUCCAACUGUUCGUGAAUUGUUAUCUGAUUAUUCACUUGGAAUGGAAGCCACAAUGUGUCUGGCGAGACCUAUUUUCUUCUCAAGAAUAUCAGAUCACUAUGAUGCGGCUAAAAAAAUCUCGAAAGCUGCUGUUGAAGAUGGACAAAAGACUCGUUUGGAUACACAGCAAAAGACUGAAAUGUUUACAAGUGCGUUGGAAUCACAAGUGGAAAUGUUAAUGGAUGAGCUGAAAGCAUCUGAACCUGGCAUGGAGGAGAAUAUACCUGUGAAAUUCUUCGCUGUUUUCUGGAUGCUGACAAUGUAUGAUAUCGAAGUUCCGACAGCUGCAUAUGAACGGACACUUGAUGCUUUAAAGAAACAGUCAAGAGAAGACAGUCAUGGAAAAGCUAAGAAAACUGAUAAACAGUUGGAGAGUAAGCUUCGAGAAGAGCAGAAGAGGCAAAUUGAGCACGUGGAACGUUGUAAAGUAUGGCUUCUGAACAAGAAAGACUCGUUGAUUGAUGAGCAAUUCCAUAAUUCUGUAUUGGAAGCUCUCAUUCAACAAUGCCUCCUGCCACGUGCCAUAUUCUCCGAACUUGAUGCAGUGUUCUGUGGUCAAUUCUUCAUGAUGCUUCACGAAAUGCGGACUCCAUUCUUCCCAUCGGUUCUGAUCAUUGACAGACUCUUCGAGAACAUAAUUCCUCUGAUCGCGGGGCUCACCGAGAACGAAGCCAACUCGCUGGCAUGCUUCUUUGAAAUUCUGCUCUGCACUGUUCAAAGAUGGCACUCGGAGAAAGAAGUUUUCGAGAAGGAAUGUGCAGGAUUUCCAGGAAUGAUCACAAAACAAGCAAUUGAAUAUCAAACUUUCCGAAAGUUAUGCUAUAGAUGGCAAAUUCGAUUUACUGCCAUGUUUAAGACAGUCUUCACAAAAGAUGAUGCUGACUAUGUACUUAUCAGAAAUUCAUUGAUUAUGAUGACAAAGUUGACAUCUGGAUUUCCAGUCAUAUCACAUGCAGUCGCCACAAUGGAAACAGCUGUAACCAAGUUGAAGGAUCGAGAGAAGGGAAAACGUGACGAUCUAUCAUUAAAAGCAGCCUCGUAUGUUGGAAAGCUCAAGAUGAGAACUGUGAAGAUUUAUGCUCAAAAUUCGGAUUACGCCCCAGUUCCCAACAAGAAGGUGUCGGUCGGUGCUGAAAAACCAAAGAAAAAAGAAAAAGUGGUAGAUGAGAAAGAUAAAGCUGAUGGGGAACCAGUUGAUAAGAAGAUUAAAGUAGAUUCGAAGAAAAAUGGGACGACGAGUUCGGAGAAAGUGGUGAAAGAUGAUGAAGUACAUCAGAAUGGAAGUGAAACAGAGAAGAAAGCUACAGUAGAUAACAAAGAGAGAAAGAAGCGACCUGGAAAAUCAUCCCACGGAUCAAAAGAAUCAAAGAAAGAGCCAACAACUGAAGAUGGUGAAGUGAAGACUCCAAGUCCCCCUCCUGCAAAGAAGACUCGAAUUGUUGAUCGCUUAAAACGGUCUGAUGAACCUUCAAAGAAAGAUGAGAAAGAAUCUCCGAAGGACACAGAAUCUGAAAAAGGAGAAGGUAAGAAAAGAAGAGAACGAUCGAAAGACAAAGAAACAGGAAAAGAGAAACGGUUGGAGAAGGAUAAUAAGGAACGAGAAAAGGAUAAGGAAAGGAAGCGAGAAAAUGGAGAAAACCAGAAAGAACAAAAGAUUCUCAAAGAUCAGAAGCAAAAAAGCAAGCCGUCCGAUGAGAAGCUUGAAGUGGCAGGACCCGCGCUUCCCGACCCAGUUCCCAAGAAAGAUGACAAGAAAGGCUCUCGAAAAGCGAUUGAGUUUGAUCUAGAGGAGCCUUCAAAAUCAACAUCGUCCUCUCGAAAAGAUCGCAAAGAUGAUCGAAAAGAAAAAAAAGAAGAACUUCCAAAGGCAUCAAGAAUAGCAGAGCCUGCACGUGAUGCUGGAAAGAGUGGAAGAGAUCGUGGGCAUCGAACAUUUAGAUGAGCUCUCACCACAUAUCCCCAGAUUUUCAUUAUUGUAUCUCAGUUUAUGUUGUCUACGAGGUUUUCUAUUGUAUCCUGAUGGAUUAUUAAAUAUUCGUUUUAUUUUUUGUUAGCAUUAAAUCUAAAGACAUUG
Messenger RNA from Caenorhabditis elegans, 4450 nucleotides. It is a transcript of the gene thoc-2, whose product is annotated as THO complex subunit 2. Bases 5 to 4318 code for a protein of 1437 amino acids. The record is from RefSeq and is marked reviewed. Gene Ontology annotation, cellular component: THO complex; nucleus. NCBI's taxonomy places the organism in Eukaryota, Metazoa, Nematoda, Chromadorea, Rhabditida, Rhabditidae. Gene Ontology annotation, biological process: mRNA export from nucleus; mRNA processing. The transcript is spliced from 14 exons.